Molecule: messenger RNA, 1371 nt
Organism: Daucus carota subsp. sativus
Lineage: Eukaryota; Viridiplantae; Streptophyta; Magnoliopsida; Apiales; Apiaceae
Exons: 10
Coding region: 1-1371 (456 amino acids)
Source: RefSeq, a predicted model, not a curated record
AUGGCAACUAAAAAGUAUGAUAGCUUCAGUGCUUUAACCAAAACAAAUACCUACUUCAUUGUCCCAACAAGAGUUUUGAACCUGUGGAGAGGUUAUCGAAGAACCGGAGAACCUUUCAAAGGCUUCAAUCUUUUGCUGCUUGAUCACAAACGAGCGAGGAUCCAUGCUUUUGUUCCUUACAACCUAGCAGAGGAGUUUGAGCCUAUGAUUAGAAUUGGAAACCUCUAUUUGUUGGAGAAUUUCACUAUUCAACAUUACAAAGUUGAUGAGAAGUUCCGUUGUCUCCGAAUGGAUUUUCAAAUUGUUUUCAACGAGGAAACGGAGAUGAACCCGCGGGAAGAAAAUUUGGUCAACGUAGAGAACUGCUGGUUCGAUUUCUUUGACAUUGCUGAACUGCCAACUCUGUCCAAGCAGAAUACAUACUUAACUGAUGUGGUAGGAAUCAUGGAGGAGCAUGAUCAUAUUCGGAGAAUCAAGAAUUGCAACGGGGUCAUACAGUCACAGCUGAUUUUUGAAAUAACGGAUGACAGAUCAAGUGUCAGAGUUACUUUAUGGGAUGACUUUGCGAGGCACUUUGCUGAAAGCUUGAAAGAAGCUCAAGAAUUUCCAGUCAUCCUUAUUCUUGGUUGUGCUAGGGUCACCACAUGGUCAGAGCAAGUAAUUUUGACUCAUGUUGGGGCUACAAAUUUCUAUAUCAACUGCAAUCACCGUAGCGUGAAUGAGCUGAGGAAACUUCUAGCACAGAAGAAGAUCUCAACAAAGAGUGUUUGCAAUGAAAACAGACGAGCAAUGAAAUAUUAUAAGCUGGAUAACAUACCAACACUAGGAGUUGACCACGCUGAGAGGCAAAUCUUCUGCAAAGUCAAACUGACUGCUUUCCAGCAAGUUAAGUCAUGGUUCCAACCUACAUGCACCUCAUGCUAUGCUAAAACUGUCAAAGUAGAAGGCCAGGACACAUGCACAGUUUGUCAAAGGGUUGUUCUUUAUGCAGAUAACAUGUUUGAGUUGUAUGCAAUUGCAUCUGAUGAAACUGGAUCUAUGAUGAUUAUACUUGAAGAGCGUGAAGUUAAGAAAUUGAUUGCCAAAACAGUCUCUGACAUUACGGAUGAGGGAAACAACGAUGACAGUUUUCCCACAAUUCUAAAUACUAUCAUUUGCAAGGAGUACACACUAAAAGUCAGAGUCCAGAUGGAUAACAUUCUUAAAAAAUCAGAAUUCUAUUUGGUUACUGAUAUUAUGCCAGGAAUUCUUACUGAAGGACACCAACAACCUCAGCUCUCCAUCCCCCAUCCCAUUGAAAGCAUUGAUGCACAGCCAUCAUCCUCAGCCUGCACUAAUGGUAUCAUAUCAACUAUCAAUCUCAAUUCCUAA